Molecule: messenger RNA, 957 nt
Organism: Xyrauchen texanus (razorback sucker)
Lineage: Eukaryota; Metazoa; Chordata; Actinopteri; Cypriniformes; Catostomidae
Product: ras-related protein M-Ras-like
Exons: 6
Coding region: 189-815 (208 amino acids)
Biological process (GO): signal transduction
Cellular component (GO): plasma membrane
Molecular function (GO): GTPase activity; GTP binding; GDP binding
Source: RefSeq, a predicted model, not a curated record
CGCUCGUGAGGUGUGAGGAACUGAAAACGGCUCCUCGCGCGAUUAACACACGGUGUAUUCAGUUGUGUAACGGAUAUACAAACGUUUCCGUGUGUGCAAUUACUCGGUUAUGUCGGCUGCAACAUCUGCGCAAACGGAUCGGGCUAUUGACAUAUGCUGUCGUCUUGUGAUACGGUGUAGCUGUCUCCAUGGCGACCAGCGUGGUUCCCGGGGACAACUUGCCCACGUAUAAACUGGUGGUGGUGGGAGACGGAGGCGUGGGGAAGAGUGCGCUCACUAUCCAGUUCUUUCAAAAGAUCUUCGUCCCUGAUUACGACCCCACCAUUGAGGACUCAUACCUCAAACACACAGAGAUUGAUGGACAAUGGGCAAUUCUGGACGUUCUGGACACGGCCGGACAGGAGGAGUUCAGUGCGAUGAGAGAGCAGUACAUGAGGACAGGAGACGGGUUUCUCAUUGUCUUCUCAGUGACUGAUAAAGCCAGUUUUGAACAUGUGGACCGUUUCCAUCAACUUAUACUAAGAGUGAAGGACAGGGAUUGUUUUCCUAUGGUUCUGGUUGCGAAUAAAGUCGACCUGGUGCAUUUACGUAAAAUCACCAGUGAGCAGGGACGCGAAAUGGCCUGUAAACACAAUAUCACAUAUAUUGAGACAAGUGCAAAAGAUCCACCCAUGAAUGUAGACAAAGCAUUUCACGAGCUCGUCAGAGUAAUACGCCAGCAGAUCCCAGAACGGGGUCUAAAGAAGAAGGGAAAGGCCAAAUGGCGGGCGGACAGACCUUCGGGGUCCCAGAGACUGCACUGCGUCUUACUGUGACCGCACAUUUCUAUCUCUGGGCGUCAAAGCCGCGAUGAUGACUCCGUGACUCGGACUGUUAAAACACACACACACACACACACACACACACACACACACACACACACACACACACACACACACACACACACACACACACACA